AGUACACUUACUUGAUACCCAUUCUCUCUUUCUCUCCCUGCAUUUCUCUGGAAACUCUGCCUAACAAUACAAAGUAGAAAUUUGGUGGUAAAUUAAUGGCGAAAUCAGCAGAGGAAGUACACCCAGUGAAGUCAUUUGGAUGGGCUGCCAGAGACGACUCUGGUAUUCUUUCUCCCUUCACAUUCUCAAGAAGGGCAACAGGGGCUGAAGACGUGAGGUUCAAAGUGUUGUAUUGUGGUAUCUGUCACACUGACCUUCAUCAACUUAAAAAUGAAUGGGGUGGCUCCAAUUAUCCCCUCGUCCCCGGGCACGAGAUUGUGGGUGUUGUGACUGAAGUCGGGAGCAAGGUUCAAAAGUUCAAAAUUGGGGACAAAGUUGGGGUGGGGUGCAUGGUUGGAGCAUGUCACUCGUGCGACAACUGUGCCAACGAUCUUGAAAAUCACUGUCCCAAGGCCAUACCUGCUUACAAUGGCACCUACCACGAUGGAACAACUACGUAUGGAGGUUACUCUGAUCACAUGGUCACUAAUGAGCAUUUCGUGAUCCACAUUCCAGAAAACAUGCCUCUUGAUGCUGCUGCUCCUCUCCUUUGUGCUGGGAUCACAACUUAUAGUCCCUUGAAAUAUUAUGAACUUGGCAAGCCUGGUAUGCAUGUGGGGGUGGUGGGUUUAGGUGGCCUUGGCCAUGUGGGUGUGAAGUUCGCAAAAGCUUUGGGUGCUAAGGUGACUGUGAUUAGUACAUCCCCUAACAAGAAGAAAGAAGCCAUUGAACAUCUUGGUGCUGAUUCAUUUUUAGUCAGUCAAGAUCCUGAUCAGAUGCAGGCGGCCAUGGGCACAAUGGAUGGUAUCCUUGAUACAGUAUUCGCAGAUCAUUCUCUCUUGCCGUUGCUUGGUCUGUUGAAGUCUCAUGGAAAGCUCAUCAUGCUUGCCGCACCGAACAAGCCCCUGGAUCUGCCUGCCUUUCCUCUGCUUAUGGGAAGGAAGUUGGUGGGUGGAAGUACCAUUGGAGGGUUGAAGGAGACACAAGAAAUGAUUGAUUUUGCAGCUAAACACAACAUAACAGCAGAUAUUGAGGUCAUUUCGAUGGACUAUGUGAACACUGCAAUGGAACGUCUUGAAAAAGUUGAUGUCAAAUACCGGUUUGUCAUUGACGUUGCCAACACUUUGAAAGCUGCCUAGUUUGCCAAUGUAGCUCCUAGACGUUGUCUUCUUUUGAUACUAUCAUUAAUAUGUAGUUUGCCAAUGUAGCUCUUGAACGCUGGCUUCUCUUUUGAUACUGUCAUUAAUAUGUAGUUUGCCAAUGUAGCUCCAAAACAUUGACUUCUUUUGAUACUGCCAUUAAUACUGUCAAAGAGAAAUUAAGGUACUUGUAUUAUCUAUCUUCUAUCGCUGGUGUCACAGCAUGUGACAUCUCAGUUUGAAUACAUAAAUACAAGUUUUGAUGGUAAAAGUUUA
This is a messenger RNA of Camellia sinensis, 1454 nucleotides long. The record is from RefSeq and is a predicted model, not a curated record. NCBI's taxonomy places the organism in Eukaryota, Viridiplantae, Streptophyta, Magnoliopsida, Ericales, Theaceae.